This is a messenger RNA of Phytophthora sojae, 1983 nucleotides long. RefSeq lists its product as hypothetical. Bases 1 to 1983 code for a protein of 660 amino acids. Gene Ontology annotation, molecular function: cysteine-type exopeptidase activity; dipeptidase activity. NCBI's taxonomy places the organism in Eukaryota, Oomycota, Peronosporomycetes, Peronosporales, Peronosporaceae. The transcript has 3 exons. Gene Ontology annotation, biological process: proteolysis. The record is from RefSeq and is a predicted model, not a curated record.
AUGCUCGGAGCUCUACGAGUCGCUCCGGCGCUUCUCGCGCUCGCCGCGCUGGCCUCCGUCGCGCAGGCCAAGGACCGCUGCACGGCCAUCAUCGUCGGCGCCAAGGCGUCCACCACUAGCACCCCCAUGACGACGCACACGAACGACUGCUCGUCCUGCGACUUCCGCAUCGCCAAGGUGCCGGCCCAGACGCACGCGGACGGCGCCAAGCACGACGUCGUGCUGGCCGCUUUCGACUACCCCCGCUACGUGGGCGGCGCUCGUGGCAAGGAAUACCUCCCGGAGAACCUCGACACUCGCUUCUACAACUGGACCGCGACUCCUGCCAUUGGUAGCAUCCCGGAGGUGGCGCAGACGUUCGCCUACAUCGAAGGCGCCUACGGUAUCAUCAACGAGCACCAGGUGGCCAUCGGAGAGAGCACCUGCCCGGCGCGCUUCUGGAGCAAGCCGCUGACGCAAGGAGGAGAGGCCCUGUUCGAUGUGGCAGAGCUUUCGCGCAUUGCGCUGCAGCGUGCCACCACCGCGCGUGAGGCUGUGCAGCUUAUGGGCGACCUCGCUGUCCAGUACGGAUACUACGGCGCUGUGUGGGAAGGAGCGGAUGUCUACGACGAGGCUGGUGAAGCGCUGACGGUGACUGACACGAAGGAAGCGUGGAUCUUCCACAUCUUGCCUGAUGACACAGGCAAGUCGGCGAUCUGGGCUGCCCAGCGCGUGCCUGACGGUCACAUCAGCGGCGUUGCCAACCAAUUUGUCAUUCGCGAGCUGGACUUGAGCCGCCCGUCGGAGUUCCUCGCCUCUCCGAACGUGCACGACGUCGCUAUCCGGAACAACAUUUGGAAGCCUGACCAGGGAACGCAGUUUGACUUCACGCGCGCGUACGCCCAGCCGCGCAAGGAAACCCAUCAGUUUUACUCCACUCGCCGCAUCUGGAGGCUGUUGACUCUGGCGAACCCGGAGCUGAAGUUGUCUCCCGAGACCGAUGUGCUGGCCAGUGACUACCCGUUCAGUGUCAAGCCGGCCUCACCUCUGUCUCCUCGCGACAUCAUGCGCUUCCAGCGAGACCACUACGAAGGCACGCCGUUCGACAUGACCAAGGGGCCGAAGAGCGGCCCGUACGGCGACCCUGACCGGUAUGAUGCGGCCCCGAACGGCGACCUGACUCAAGCUGAUAUCGACCGUGGUCACUUCGAACGCGCCAUCUCCAUCUUCAGAGCUAGCUACUCGUUCGUCUCCAUUCUGGACCGCUACAACCCCGACAAUGCGUUCCUGUGGUUUGGCCAGUACGCACCGCACGCCACGACCUACACGCCGGUGUUCGUGCAGGUGAGCGAAGUCCCCAAGCAGCUUUCCCGCGGAUCGCUGUACGCGUUCGACCGCGAUUCGUCCUUCUGGAUCCACGCCCUUGUCGGUAACUGGGCCGCGCGCUUCUACUCGUACGCGAUUUCUUUCGUCAAGAGGGUGCAGGACGAGGUUGAAAGCCACGCGGAAGGUACUCUCAACACCGUGAUCAUCGAGGCAGCGCAGCGCAAGCGCAACGGCGGCGUGCCGGCUCUCGUCGACUUCCUCACGAAGGAGAGCGAGAAGUAUGCCCAGCGCGCUCACACCGCGUCCGCGGACUUGUUCGACUACCUGGUCACGGCCUUCCACGACGGCUACCAGGUCUCCAACUUCUACGCGAAGAUGCUGACGGUGCAAUCCAUCUUCUACCCCAAGUGGUGGCUGCAACAGGUGGGCUUCUUCGACGGCGCCGAGGAAAGUGGCGAUGCAGACUCCGCCUCCGCAGCGUCUGAGACCACGGCUCCAGCCUCGUCCAGCAGUGAAGUGGCCAAGGCGGAGGUCGUCGAGAUGGUGCGCAAGGGCUCCGUGUCGUACUUCACCACGACGGUGCUCGUGAUCCUCUCCGGUCUCGCCGGGCUCUUCCUCGGCCGCAAGUUCCACGGCCCGCUCACCAACAAGAAGCAGGGCUACCGGCCGCUCCAGUAA